This is a messenger RNA of Fonsecaea multimorphosa CBS 102226, 1734 nucleotides long. RefSeq lists its product as uncharacterized. Gene Ontology annotation, molecular function: amino acid transmembrane transporter activity. The transcript has 6 exons. Lineage: Eukaryota; Fungi; Ascomycota; Eurotiomycetes; Chaetothyriales; Herpotrichiellaceae. Gene Ontology annotation, cellular component: membrane. The coding region runs from base 1 to 1734 and encodes 577 amino acids. Gene Ontology annotation, biological process: amino acid transmembrane transport. The record is from RefSeq and is a predicted model, not a curated record.
AUGAGCUUCUUCGCACCAAAGGAUUACCCUGUAACACAGGAAUCACCCGCUGACUCGGAGAAGGGGGUGCCUUCUAACAGCUACACUCCGGGAGAUGGACACGAGCCUGAGAACCUCCGGGAAAAGGACUUCCUCACCCGCAAUGGCCUCAACCUGGCGAGUUUCGGGAGGCGUGACUGCACAGGCGCGGAGGGCCUUGAUCGCUCCAUGAAGUCGCGCCACCUGAACAUGAUUGCCAUUGGAGGGUCGAUCGGUGCUGGUUUCUUCGUGGGCGCUGGAGGAGCGUUGACUCGAGGCGGUCCGGCUUCUCUCCUCAUCUGUUUCCUUAUUACCGGAGUCAUGAUCUUCAAUGUCGUCUACGCCCUCGGAGAGCUGGCCGUCAUGUAUCCCAUCAGCGGAGGUUUCUAUACUUACUCGGUUCGCUUUAUCGACCCUUCAUGGGGCUUUGCGAUGGGUUGGAAUUACGUCUUUCAGUGGAUCAUCGUCCUACCGCUCGAACUGACCGUCUGCUCCUUCACUGUCCAGUACUGGAACAAAGACAUAAGUGUCGCCGUCUGGAUCACCAUGUUCUGGGUCUUCAUUAUCAUUGUCAACGUCUUCGGUACUCUGGGCUAUGCCGAAGAGGAAUUCUGGGCGUCGCUCUUCAAACUCCUGGCGACUAUCAUCUUCAUGGUCGUUGCUGUCGUUCUCAUUUGCGGUGGUGGCCCCUCGAGCGGCAUCUAUGACGAGUACUGGGGUGCCCGGCUGUGGUACAACCCUGGUGCCUUCCAGAAUGGUUUCCGUGGCUUUUGCUCCGUGUUUGUGACGGCGGCGUUUGCAUUCGCUGGUACUGAGCUGGUUGGCCUUGCUGCCGCCGAGUCCAGAAACCCCAGCAAGUCCCUUCCAAGCGCGAUCAAACAGGUCUUCUGGCGUAUCACUCUAUUCUACAUUCUUGGUCUCACCUUCGUCGGCCUCUUGGUCAGCUCCACGGACGACCGUCUCCUCAACGCGUCCAACCCGUACGCGGACGGCACAUCGCCUUUCGUGCUCGCGCCCCUCUAUGCCGGCCUGAUCGGCUACGACAGUUUCAUGAACGUGGUCAUUCUCGUCUCGGUCGUGUCGAUUGGUGUUUCCAGCGUCUAUGGCGGUUCGCGCACCUUGACCGCCCUCGCUCAGCAGGGGUAUGCGCCCAAGGUCUUUACCUAUAUUGACCGAUCAGGCCGGCCGUUGCCCUCUGUGGCACUCAACUUGGCAUUUGGCGCAUUGGCUUACGUUGUACUCGCCUCGUCCGGGAGCAUUGUCUUCGACUGGCUGCUCGCGCUGUCUGGUCUUGCUGCCCUCUUUACCUGGGGUUCUAUCUGCGUGGCACACAUCCGAUUCCGAGCAGCAUGGGCCCACGCUGGACGCAGCCUUGACGAGAUCCCCUUCAGGGCCAUUGGCGGGGUGUGGGGGUCAUGGUUGGGCCUGUUCCUUGUCUUUAUUGCGCUGGCGGCGCAGUUCUUCGUCGCCAUUGCCCCACCCUUCACGACCGACCUGGGCAGCGCCGAGGACUUCUUCAAGGCGUACCUGGCCCUCCCUGUGGUGCUCUUCUUCUGGGCCUGCGGCUACCUCUGGAAGCGCAACGGCUUCCUCCGCCUGGACCAAAUCGAUCUAGACACGGGUCGUCGCGAGCACGAUUGGGAGACUAUCAACGCGUUCAGGGCCAGGGUCGCGACUUGGCCGUGGUGGAGAAAGGCACUCAGUGCCAUUUUCUGA